Molecule: messenger RNA, 1364 nt
Organism: Schistosoma guineensis
Lineage: Eukaryota; Metazoa; Platyhelminthes; Trematoda; Strigeidida; Schistosomatidae
Source: the annotation of a GenBank genome assembly
AUUUCAAUAUAUUUAUUGGAAUGAAGCCACACUUUCAUGUCUGACCUUGUAUCCUACUACAGUUUCACGUUGGUGGAUCUACCAUACUUCAGCAAUGAGUCAAACAUGUGAAUGGAAAAAUGAGGUUAUAAAGAAGCAGGCCCAAAAAGAACGAGAGAAAGACGUGGAAAAACGAUGGGCAGACGUGAUGUCUAAGAACGGUGAGGGAGCUCCUGAAUGGUUAAAAGAAGCUGCUAUGAAGAAAAAGCAGAAACAAAGUUUGAAACAGAAAGAUGAGAAUUUAGCUCCAUGGCUAAAAGAAGUUCAGAAGAAGAAUGCCGGCUUAGCAAGAAGGAUAUCCGAUGCCACAAAUUGUGAAAUUGAAAGUAAUCUGGGCUGAAAUACGGAUUUGGUGCGUUUUUCUCUUUAUUACGAUAGUUUGAUUUGUUUUUGAACGAACGGUAAAUUAAAUUGUUCAAUAUCAUGUGAAUUCCACACAGAGAUUAACUAUACUACAAACAUACAUAUACGUUUAUUAUCAUGAUUCUUUUCCUUGUAUAUUAUUAUUUGCGCUUUAUUUAAUAACCUGAUUUGUGGAAAUCCAGAAUAUUUUCCUAACACGUGACUUUCAUUUCUUGAGUUUACCAUACACUGAACAUGUAAGCCCAAAUCUUCAUAAAUAUCCAAUUGAGUUUUUCAGUUCUUACCAAUUUAUCUUCACAGUUGAAAUUACGAGUCAAUCUAAGCUAAACCAUCAUUGGAAAUCUAGAAGCACUGGACGACCGUCUCGUCUUAUUAUGGGACUUGGAACCAGGUCAUUCGACCUAUCGUGCGGAUACUCAAAUUCUAGACAACGACUAGCGUCCAACGGUGUUAGUGUCUAACUUCAGUAAAUCAUAAUCUUGCGCAACCCUUCGUCGAUUCGCUGUGGUGGUCAUGGCUUCUCACCAGAACUCUACGACUUACAUCUAGCCGGUUACUAGUAAGGGGGAGAUUGCUAUCAGUAUAGGGCAUUUGUGGAGAUUGUAGUAUUUCCACACUUGGAUUCCACAUGUGAGAUUUUGGACACUCACUGUUGAGGAGUUCUUUACUAAGACGAGACGGCCAUCCAGUGAUUCCAGGUUUUCAAUAAUGGUCUAGCUUAGAUCGACUCGUGAUUUCAACUGUUAAAUUAUUAAAAUCUCCACAAACUGCUCAUACUGAUAACUUACCAAUUUAUAUCUGCAUAUAAAAUAGUAUUGACUAAGGUUUUUCCUCGGUCAUUGUUUCAACCCUGUCCAUACAUUUUUUGGUGUCAAUAGCAUGUAUAUUUACCUACCUCCGAAUAUUUAAUUGAUAUCCAGACUAAUUCCUGAGCAUGAUCGUAAAAUCUUUUGAUGACUAAU